GUAAUCGUCUGUUCUUGUGUAUAACAUACCCAACCAAACGACUGCUGUAAAUGAUGAUUCAGCACAGGUGUAUAAUAUUAUGCGAGUCCCUUCAUGACAGACAUUGAGGACAAAACCCUAAAAGGUUUACCUCAGACAAAAUUAUGACCAAAAUUUAAGUCUAUCCAAUUGUACUUGUGUUAUUUCAGUUUCAGACUUGGAACCAAUUCUUGACCAACCCUUCAGCCAAAUGAUCACUCCGUGCGACAAUAAUACAGUGGUGGCUAACGAGGCGUAUCAAGUUGAGGGAACUGCUCAAAUGGUUCCCGGCCCAGAGCUAGUGGAACAACCAUGCGCAGUGCACGCACCACUUGGGUCCUACUUAGAUCUCGGAGACUUUGCAGGGAGUUGUGUCUCAGACCCUGGACUGUGUGAGUCUGAAACUGUGACCUGGUCCAUUUGGUUGAAAAUCGACACGCCGGUGUCUGUGAACAAAAACAACUGGUUUUACUUGAGCUCUGGGGGACAGACUGGUCAGGCCAGAGGAAUAGCUUUCAUGUAUCAAAAGAACUUUCAGAAAUUCUUGAUCACGGCAAAGUCCGAACAAUUUCAUUUUAAUCGUAAAUAUGACAAAAGUAAGAUACCGCUGGACGAGUGGUUCCACCUCGCAUUCACGGCGGACUUGUCAGGCACGCGGGGCACAGACUUAAAAGUAUUUGUCAAUGGGGAGAUGGUCAAUGCGGACGUGAUGGGAAACCCAACUGCAACAACUCAAUCGGACAGGUGCACUCAUCUUUACAUCGGCAUGACAAAUACAUGUGAUCGCACAUACUCUGUUGACACGUACGGUGGCUCUGCGGCAUACAGCAAUCUGGUUGUGUUUGACGGUCUUCUGAGCUCACUGCAGAUAGCAAACCUGUACAAGUGUGGAUCUAUUGAUUGGCGCCCAAGGAUUAUCAACUUCACAAUGACAAAGGACGGCAUCGCUGACAGCCCAAUCCGUUUUAACUGCACGGCCGACGGUGACGUCAUCACCUGGAGUGUACUUCACGAAAACAACCACAACAACAUGAGUUGGGAGAUUUUGGCAACCACAGCGGGAGCCGGCUACACAAUUCAAGCAGUGAAUGCUUCUAGAUGCGUUAUUCACUCGACUCUUGUGAUUGAUCGCAACCACAGCUUGCCGUUUGAGGGCGCUCUAGUGGCCUGCACAGCGCAUUCGUAUCGUCUACGCGACAAGGCGUCUAGUUUCAACUAUCAAGGCGAACAAGUAAAUAUCGGAACAAGUGACCAUGGUUCUUUCGGUCUUUCCCUGUGGACAUUUAGUAACGUUGGAACCCAGUUCAUAAUCAAAGGUGGCGACUAUCCUGACACGUUUUGCGACACGGCGCCCCCUACUGUCGCAUCAAACAACGGCGGUUCGUGCUCAGCGGAUCAACAAAAACAUCCUUUUAUUUGCCAGAUGUAAACAAUUUUGUUCUGCGAAAAAUUAUUCAAAGGUGUAAUUGUUUUCUGUGAUACCUUUGGACAGCGACAUAAGCAUGAAUCUAACAAAUAGUGGCACAAACGAAAUAUCCAUGUCAAGAAAAAUACAGGCCCAAAGUGUCCUUAUUCUCAAAUCUUAACACAUGUACGUACGCCUGGUUGAAGUUAAAACACUGAACUUGUACAAGUUGUCAAAAAAACGGUAAGUCCAAGAAAGUGACUAAGGUGGAUAUAUUUUAAAAUAUUUAAAUAUAUGUCGCUCGCUCCAUUUAAUAAUAAACUAACAAAUGAAUAAUGUAAAUGUCAUUGACUACUAACUCUGAUAAUUUCACGUAAUUUGCAUACACUAAUCACAAGUUAUCUCUAUUU
Molecule: messenger RNA, 1833 nt
Organism: Patiria miniata (bat star)
Lineage: Eukaryota; Metazoa; Echinodermata; Asteroidea; Valvatida; Asterinidae
Exons: 4
Coding region: 230-1447 (405 amino acids)
Source: RefSeq, a predicted model, not a curated record